AUGGACAAUUCGUCGUUUUACGCGAAUGAUCAGCUUUCAUACUCUCCAGAUCCCUCUCAGUCCAACCAAGCCAGCUCCUCCAAACUCAAGCUCAUUCUUCCACCACUUAAGGGUGGCAAACUAGGGAAAGGAGGCAAAAAGGCUAGGAAGGGGUCGUUGGUUCAAGAUGUUACCCCGAAAGCACCCAGGGCGGUCAAGCUGAAGCCUCUCAAAGAGGUUCUGACGCGCAUAAUAACCCAGAUAAAGAAGAAAGACGAUUAUGCGUUCUUUCUGCAACCAGUUGACGUUGCAGCAGUACCAGGAUAUGCGGAUCUCAUCAAACACCCGAUGGACCUAGGCACAAUCUCACAUAAAGUUAGUCGCGGGAAGUACCGCACCCUUGAAGAGUUCAAGGCAGACUUCCAGCUUGUGACAACGAACGCUAAAACCUUCAACCCACCUGGGACAAUAUACCACUCUGAAGCCGAACGCAUCGAGAACUACGGCCUAGAUCAGAUCAACAGGGCCAGCACGACCGUCAUCGAAUAUGAGACCGACUGGAAUCUAGACAUCGAGGGGGAUGGGGAGCCUCAGGACAUGAUGGACGACGAGGACGACACUGCUACAGGGCGCGCAAGCGACGAUGGACUCACGCGCGAGACCCGUUCCCCAUCCGUUGUCUCGACCCCUAUGAUGGGCGGGACGACGAGCCGACCUCAGAGGAUCCAGAUGGCGCACUCUACACAGUCCCAAAAUCAGCCGCUCAAGGAACAACCUACGAUUGGAUCGAGUAUAGCUGCCGGGCUUGAUGAAGAUGGACAUCUACCGGGUUACAGGGACGGUUUAGAUGCCUUUCCUCCGGGCUCGGAUUUUGCUCAGCUCAUGUCUGCCCUGAGACGCCAUGGCAAGAGAUACAAGACCAAGAAAGAACGCCUCCGCAUUGAGAAGGAUGGCCUUCCUCAUCUGCCUGACGGCAGUCUCGACUACUGGAACAUCGAGGACCCCUUCACCUUGUUCACGGACCUCGUUCCAGAACCGUUUUCGGUGCCGGAUCUCGUCCCCCUCUUUCCAACGUCCAUAGAUUCCCCACCCGAGCAGACGUUACCCAUUCCGACGCUUCUCCCUCCAUCACACGCCGUUCCUCCCAUAGAAGUCUUUCAGAAGCCCGGAAAGCGCAAACACUGGACGAUACAUCGCGGUGGAUCGCGAAGGCACAAAGAUACUACUGAACCGGAGGAGACGAGUCAAGCUAUACUUCGAUUUAGACCGCCAGAGCAUACGGACUUUGGGGUGAUGGCGGAACUGCCCAUGCAGCUGGCGGAGGAGACGGGCGUAGAUCCGAAGGCUUUGAAGAGCCAGGAGUCAUUGCUGCAGACUUUACGGGACAGCCUUGCGCGGAGCCAAGGGACGCCAGAAACGUCUAGCAACCAUGGCUCUUGGAGUCCGACAACAUCCCAUCAAGCCGAGGGGUACAUCCGUGAUGUUGUGUAUGGCGGUCCUGAUGGAUACGCGUAUAUGAGAAGCCUAGCAGAAUUUGUUGGAGAUGCGCCAGUGGAUGGAAGACCAUACGCUCUCGGCAUGCCGUUGUCGCAAUGGGUAGAAAAGAGCAUUGUUGAUCCGUUGACGAAUGGCCACCAUGGAAUCCUGCGCGAGGUUUCCGAUCUCCUUUUGCGCGAUAUAAAUCCACAUGGUUCCUCCAGCGUGGAGAUCCAGCUGGCGCGGUCCCUAAUCCUCUACCCCCGACUGUUUGAACAAUUGCUCGCUCUGCGAACUCUGGCCGCCGAGCGUAUCGACAUGGCUGCGCUUAUCCGCUCACCCGACGAGCUCAUCGUGUCAGCCAAAGAGUGGGUUGGGAAAGCAUAUAUUCAAGCCCAGAUGAACGAUGCCGGAUCGCAGGCGAAACCAAGUAAUGAUGAAACAUCUCACAACGAGGCGCCCAUAUCUGACGGUAAAUUUGUAGUCAUCGAUGGACCUAAAGUACUGGAGUACACGCUCCAAUGGGUUGCGCAGAAGAUGACGGAGCGCCUGCGACGCAAGGUUGGUAUCUCCAACGUUAAGAAGGAAGACACCGAUGGAGAUGUGCAGAUGGGGGACGCACCCACGAUCGGGAAGAGCGACGUACCCGCCGACACUGCGUCCGAAGACCCCGAAAUACGGAAAUUGCGCAUCAACCUGCUCGCACUCGCGCAAUAUGCGCCACUCGACCAGAUCGCGCAAAUACCCGAAUCGCUGGUCCCUGCUCAGCUGCGCAACUUCGUCCCUACGGUUGCUGAGCCCAGCGCCCCGCCUGACGGUCCCACAUAA
Punctularia strigosozonata HHB-11173 SS5 is the source of this 2283-nucleotide messenger RNA. RefSeq lists its product as uncharacterized. NCBI's taxonomy places the organism in Eukaryota, Fungi, Basidiomycota, Agaricomycetes, Corticiales, Punctulariaceae. Bases 1 to 2283 code for a protein of 760 amino acids. The transcript has 6 exons. The record is from RefSeq and is a predicted model, not a curated record. Gene Ontology annotation, cellular component: nucleus. Gene Ontology annotation, biological process: regulation of transcription by RNA polymerase II.